Pongo pygmaeus (Bornean orangutan) is the source of this 2147-nucleotide messenger RNA. Its product is annotated as MHC class I polypeptide-related sequence A. Bases 111 to 1289 code for a protein of 392 amino acids. The record is from RefSeq and is a predicted model, not a curated record. Lineage: Eukaryota; Metazoa; Chordata; Mammalia; Primates; Hominidae. The transcript has 6 exons. Gene Ontology annotation, biological process: immune response. Gene Ontology annotation, cellular component: external side of plasma membrane.
GGAUGAGCGGUCGGACCCGGCCAGGUGACUAAGUUUCUGCUGCGCCUUCCACCCGGCUUCGCUCAGUUAGCCACUAAUUGAGCCGCUGAGAGGGUGGUGACGUUGGGGCCAUGGGGCUGGGCCCGGUCUUGCUGUUUCUGGCUGGCAUCUUCCCUUUUGCACCUCCGGGAGCCGCUGCUGAGCCCCACAGUCUUCGUUAUAACCUCACGGUGCUGUCCCAGGAUGGAUCUGUGCAGUCAGGGUUUCUCGCUGAGGUACAUCUGGAUGGUCAGCCCUUCCUGCGCUGGGACAGGCAGAAAUGCAGAGCAAAGCCCCAGGGACAGUGGGCAGAAGAUGUCCUGGGAAAUAAGACCUGGGACAGAGAGACCGGGCACUUGACAGAGAACGGAAAGGACCUCAGGAUGACCCUGGCUCAUAUCAAGGACCAGAAAGGAGGCUUGCAUUCCCUCCAGGAGAUUAAGGUCUGUGAGAUCCAUGAAGACAGCAGCACCAGGAGCUCCCGGCAUUUCUACUACGAUGGGGAGCUCUUCCUCUCCCAAAACCUGGAGACUCAGGAAUUGACAGUGCCCCAGUCCUCCAGAGCUCACACCUUGGCUAUGAACGUCACGAAUUUCUGGAAGGAAGCUGCCAUGAAGACCAAGACACACUAUCGCGCUUUGCAGGCAAACUGCCGGCAGAAACUACAGCAAUAUCUAGAAUCCGGCGUAGUCCUGAGGAGAACAGUGCCCCCCAUGGUGAAUGUCACCCAUGGCAAAGCCUCAGAGGGCAACAUCACCGUGACGUGCUGGGCUUCUGGCUUCUAUCCCUGGAAUAUCACACUGACCUGGCGUCAGGAUGGGGUAUCUUUGAGCCACGACACCCAGCAGUGGGAGGGUGUCCUGCCUGAUAGGAAUGGAACCUACCAGACCUGGGUGGCCACCAGGAUUCGCCAAGGAGAGGAGCAGAGGUUCACCUGCUACAUGGAACACAGCGGGAAUCAGAGCACUCACCCUGUGCCCUCUGGGAAAGUGCUGGUGCUUCAGAGUCAUUGGCAGACAUUCCAUGUUUCUGCUGUUGAUGCUGCUGCUGCUGCUGCUGCUGCUGCUGCUGCUGCUAUUUUUGUUAUUAUUAUUUUCUAUGCCCUUUUGUGUAAGAAGAAAACAUCAGCGGCAGAGGGUCCAGAGCUCGUGAGCCUGCAGGCCCUGGAUCAACACCCAGUUGGGACGGGUGACCACAGGGAUGACGCACAGCUCGGAUUUCAGCCUCUGAUGUCAGUUCUUGGGUCCACUGGCUCCACUGAAGGCGCCUAGACUCUACAGCCAGGCGGCCAGGAUUCAACUCCCUGCCUGGAUCUCACCAGCACUUUCCCUCUUGGUGCCUCAGUUUCGUGACCUAUGAAACAGAGAAAAUAAAAGCACUUAUUUAUUGUUGUUGGAGGCUGCAAAAUGUUAGUAGAUAUGAGGCGUUUGCAGCUGUAGCAUAUUAAUUGGUGUCAUUGUUUCUGUUGUUUUUGUAUUAUUAUUUUUUUUUUUUAAGACAGAGUCUCAGGCCAGGCACGGUGGCUCACGCCUGUAAUCCCAGCAUUUUGGGAGGCCGAGGAGGGCGGAUCACAAGGUCAAGAGAUCGAGACCAUUCUGACCAACAUGGUGAAACCCUGUCUCUACUGAAAAUACAAAAAAUUAGCUGGGCCUGGUGGCGCGUGCCUGUAGUCCCAGCUACUCAGGAGCUGAGGCAGGAAAAUCGCUUGAACCUGGGAGGUGGAGGUUGCAGUGAGCUGAGAUCGCACCACUGCACUCCAGCCUGGCGACAGAGCGAGACUCUGUCUCAAAAAAAAAAAAAAAAAAAAGACAAUGUCUCACUCUGUCACCCAGGCUGCAGUUCAGUGACAUGAUCUCGGCUCAUUGCAGCCUCCGCCUCCCGGGUUCAAGCACUUCUCGUGCCUCAGCCUCCCGAGUAGCUGGGGUUACAGACGUGCGCCACCACACCCGGCUAAUUUCUGCAUUUUUCAUAGAGUCAGGAUUUUGCCAUGUUGGCCAGGCUGGUCUCAAACUCCUGACCUCAGGUGAUCUGCCUGCCUCAGCCUCCCAAAGUGCUGGGAUUACAAGCAUGAGCCACCAUGCCCAGCCUAUUUUAUUACAUUUUAAUAUAUUUUAUUUUAUUAUAUCAUC